AGUGACGUCGCUGCGAGGCAACGACCUGAGCCCACAAGGCUGGUUCUGGGAUGGAUUGGAGUUUUUACGUGGACUGGGAGGAGUGCUGCUGUCCUGCAUCUACUCUCUUUAGUACUGCCGAGCCCUGACCAGCUUGGAACUGUGGAAAAACUGUAGGAUUACUAAACUUUCUACAAAGCUGUUUUCGUGGUUUUUCAGUUGAGUUAGAACAGAUUUACUAAACCUUAAGAAACAUUUGUGAAGUCAUCGGGAAGCUCCCUUCCAAUGUGGACUGAGGCAGCAGCGUGAGACCGUUAAAGUGAAACAAGACCCCAAAGUAAAGCCGUGUACAAACGGAGGAAUAAUGACCCAUCCCUGUGCUGCUGUCGUACUCCUGGCGAUUGUGUCCGCUGUCAGUGCCCAGGAGAAGGAAGUCUGUCACGGCACUUCCAACAAACUGAGCCUACUGGGAUCACCAAAGGAACAUUACGGUGCGAUCAAACGAAUUUUUAUGAACUGCAAGGUGAUACUGGGUAACCUGGAACUAACACACUUGGAAGAAGGAGUGAAUUUAUCAUUUCUUGAGACCAUUGAAGAGGUAUCUGGCUAUGUCCUGAUUGCACUUAACACUGUAGAGGUAAUACCUCUUAACAAACUUAAGAUCAUCAGAGGAGCAAAGCUUUAUGACAAAUAUGCCUUGGUAGUCAUACUUAACUAUGAAAUACAAGGUGAACGUGGUAAAACUCAUGGUCUCCAAGAACUGCGUCUCAACAGUCUAGCAGAAAUCCUCAACGGGGGUGUAAGUUUUGUCAACAACCCAGUGCUUUGUUACUUAAACACAAUCCAUUGGCAUGACAUUGUGGAUUUGACUGCAGAAAAAAGCAAGAAGCCAGAGAUGAAUCUAAACUUUUCAACAAAUGUAGCCAAUUGUGCAGCAUGUGACUCAAGCUGCUAUAAUAACUCAUGUUGGGGUCCUGGCCCAGAGAACUGUCAGAAAUUGACAAAACUGAUCUGUGCUCAGCAGUGUUCUGGCCGCUGCAGGGGACGGGAGCCCAACGACUGCUGCCACGUUCAGUGUGCUGCUGGAUGUCGAGGACCACGAGAGCACGAUUGCCUGUCAUGUCGUAUGUUUAAGGAUGGAGAUACCUGCAAGGAAUCAUGCCCUCCCUUGAUGACUUAUAAUUCUCAAACCUUUCAGCUGGAUGACAACCCGGGAGGAAAAUAUAGUUUUGGAGCUACCUGUGUAAAGGCAUGUCCAUAUAACUACGUUGUGAUAGAUCAUGGCUCAUGUGUUCGAACCUGUGGUCCAGAACAAUAUGAAGUAGAUGAGAACAAUAUCAGAAAAUGCAAAAAAUGUAAUGGGCCAUGCCCAAAAGACUGCAAUGGAAUUGGAAUGGGUAGUUUGCACGGAGUUCUAUCUAUAAACGCAUCAAACAUUGACACCUUUGAAAACUGUACUAAAGUCAAUGGAGAUAUCAUCAUUUUGCAGACUACAUUUACUGGUGACAUGCACACAAAUACCCUGCCUCUGCAACUUCAUAAAUUGAAUGUUUUUAAAGUACUGAAGGAAAUAACAGGAUUUCUGAUGAUUGUGUAUUGGCCUGCUAAUUUCACUGAUCUCAGUAUUUUUGAAAAUUUAGAAAUAAUACGAGGUCGGACCCAGCAUAUGUCCUAUUCUCUUGCCAUUUCAAACGUGAACAUUUCAUCUCUGGGAUUACGUUCGCUGAGGGAAAUUAGUGAUGGUGAUGUUUCAAUCUCAAGGAAUAAAAAUCUUUGUUAUGCUGAUACACUACCAUGGAAUAAAAUUGUAAAGCAUUCAAGGCAGAAUAUGAAGCUUAUGAACAAUAGUACCCCUCAGUUGUGCAAUCGGAACAACCAAGUUUGUCACCCUCAGUGUUCUGACGGAUGCUGGGGUCCAGGUUCUAGUCAGUGCUUCUCCUGCCUAAAUGUUACGCGAGGCAAGGAGUGUGUGGAGCAGUGUAAUAUCCUUCAUGGGGAACCAAGAGAGUUUGAAAAGGAUGGUAGAUGCCUUCCAUGUGAUCCUGAGUGCUUACCUCAAAAUGGAACCAAGACCUGCAAUGGACCUGGUUCUGGCAAUUGCACUAAAUGUGCUCAUUAUAAAGAUGGCCCUCAUUGUGUGAGUUCUUGUCCAGCAGGCAUUAUAGGAGAGAACAACAUUCAGAUAUGGAAGCAUGCUGAUGAGCACAAUGUCUGCCACCUGUGCCAUCCCAACUGCACUCAGGGAUGUACAGGGCCAGGGCUCGAAUCCUGUGAACAUACCGGAUCCAGAGUGCCAUCUGUUGCUGCAGGAAUUGUUGGAGGUCUUCUUUGUUUUGUUGUGAUAGCUUUAGGAGUUGCUUUAUGUGUGCGCAGACAAAUUAUCGUAAGGAAACGAACCUUGCGUAGGUUACUCCAGGAAAGAGAGCUAGUUGAACCUCUCACACCCAGCGGAGAAGCACCAAACCAGGCACUUCUGCGGAUUCUGAAAGAGACAGAAUUCAAAAAGAUCAAGAUCCUUGGCUCUGGAGCAUUUGGCACAGUGUUCAGGGGAGUAUGGACACCAGAAGGGGAAGCAGUCAAAAUUCCAGUCGCCAUCAAAGAAUUAAGAGAAGCGACUUCUCCAAAAGCCAACAAGGAGGUACUUGAUGAGGCAUAUGUGAUGGCCAGUGUCGAUCAUCCCCAUGUGUGUCGUUUGCUGGGCAUCUGCCUUACAUCCACAGUACAGCUCAUCACACAGCUCAUGCCCUACGGCUGCCUUCUUGAUUAUGUCCGUGAUCACAAGGACAAAAUUGGCUCCCAGUACUUGUUAAACUGGUGUGUGCAGAUUGCAAAGGGGAUGAGUUAUCUGGAAGAAAGACGGCUUGUGCACCGUGACCUGGCUGCAAGAAAUGUCCUGGUUAAGAAUCCUCAACAUGUGAAGAUUACAGACUUUGGACUAGCCAAACUCUUGUCUGCAGAUGAGAAAGAAUAUCAUGCAGAGGGAGGCAAAGUACCUAUUAAAUGGAUGGCAUUAGAAUCUAUCUUGCACAGAAUAUAUACACAUCAGAGUGAUGUUUGGAGCUAUGGAGUAACUGUCUGGGAGUUAAUGACCUUUGGUUCAAGGCCAUAUGAUGGAAUCCCUGCCAGUGAAAUUUCAGGAGUCCUGGAGAAAGGGGAACGUCUUCCUCAGCCACCAGUCUGUACUAUUGAUGUCUAUAUGAUCAUGGUAAAAUGUUGGAUGAUUGAUGCAGAUAGCCGUCCAAAAUUCAGAGAACUGAUAGCAGAAUUUUCCAAAAUGGCUCGCGACCCUCAGCGCUAUUUAGUAAUACAGGGUGAUGGAACCAUGCAUUUACCAAGCCCAAAUGACUCCAAGUUCUACCGUUCACUCAUGGAUGAAGAAGGCACAGAAGACAUGGUUGAUGCAGAUGAGUACCUAGUUCCUCACCAAGGUUUUUUCAACAGCCCUUCCACUUCCAGAACUCCUCUCAUCAACUCUAUGAGUAUCAUAAGUAACAACUCUCCAUCAACUUGCAUCAACAGAAAUGGGGGAUGUCCUGUGAGAGACGACAGCUUUGUGCAGAGGUACAGCAGAGAUCCAACCCUGUCCGUUUCAGAUGAAAACCUAGAAGACAGUUUUCUGCCUGCUCCAGAGUAUGUAAAUCAAGCAGCAAAAAAUGCCCCGGCAGGUGCAGUUGAGAAUCCAGUCUACCAUGAUACAGUCUUCAGUUUGUUUCCUUCACCAUCCAUGGGUUGUCAGAAUGGAAACAGCAAGCCAGAAUACCAGAAUACAAACCUUUCAGCACCCUUUCAUCCUCAGACUGAUAACUCACGCUACUGUGACCAAACAAAGCACCAUCAAAUAAGCCUGGACAAUCCUGACUAUCAGCAGGACUUUUUAGCCAAGACCACUUUGCAAAACUGUCACAUGCCUUUUGCUACCACAGACAACACUGAAUAUAUUGGUGUUGGAUUACUGCCAGCUAAUUCUUAUGUUCAAACAUCAGCAUGACCUGUCUGUUGACUGUACCUGAGAGAUGCUUUUAUAUCCCGCUGUGCUCACAGUAUCUGUAGUCCUAAGUUGUGCAAGCCUUGGUAUAAUGUACUUCCUGAUGGACCCAUUUACCACCGUAUCUUAUAUUGUUUUUUCCCCAAAGAAUCUGCCUGUUAUCAUUAGCAGACUAAAUGGGGUGAUUUGUGAAACACACCAACGGGUCUGAUUUUAACAAAUAUCUGCUUCUGCUCCCCAUUCUUAAGACACUAGGCAGCAUUAGUUUUUAUAUACUUUACAUUUAUAAGGAGAUUUUUUGUAGGGUAUGCAGUUCUUAUUCACUACCAUUACCACAGGUUUCAAGUGCCCAUUUUCAUGAACUGCAUAUUGUGUUUGCACAUGAAGAGGAGCACAUCAGCUAAAGAAAUCACACAUUUUAGCCAGUAUAUGUAUGAGUUUGUCCUUAUAAGCCUAAAGCCUAAAUCACAUAUACAACUAACCUUUCCAUGGACUUUUCCUUCUGCUUUGAGGUAAUUCAUUAGUAAGCAGUAAGUGUGCUAUAAUGCUACAGUACUGUAGCAGGAAUGCUUCUAUUGGAUAAACUUGGACAUGUAUGGUACACUUGUAUAAAUCUGCUUCCUGCAAUACUGAUGAGGCAAACCAUUGAAUAUAUUGUUCUUCGUGUGGAAAUAUAAACCACACUCAGCUUUAUGGAGGUAAGCAGACAAGAGUGGUACCGGCUUUGAAAAUGUCUUGAAUCUGUAGACUACAUUCUAAAAAACAGCACUGACACUGCCUUUAGGUAUUACAUGAGUUUGGCAAGGUGUUCCAUCUACUGUGCACUAGGUGAAAUUGUUGAAAGUGCAGGUAGGUGUAUCACACAAAAUGUAGCAUUUGACAUUUAAUGUCAGAAGAUGCGGUACUGUCUGUCAAUAUGCAGUAGGCAUUUCAGAAUGUCUUAUUUUGCAGUGUGACAUUGUUUAAAAUAAAAACACAUGCUGGACUUUAUUCAAGGUAAGAAUAAAGUGAAACAUAGCACCAUGCUCACUCACCAGAAGAGAUGGUGGUACUCAUCUGUGGCACAUGAUCCUUGUAGACGACUGCUGUGAGAGUGUGGUUACCUUUGAUUUCACAGACUUUUGGGCUAUUCCAUUUGUAGCAUCUGCAUAGCCCCACAUUAUCUUAGUUGCUCUCAUGACUUAUUCUCUAUGCAAGUGAUAGUUUGGAAGGCUAUAGGAAUAAAUGCCUUAAAUUAUGUUCGGUCAGUAGACUGAAAUUUAUCAACACGAGUAGCAUUACUGGUAGUAUGCCAUGGCAGUCUAUAAAAACAGAAAAGAAUUUAUACUUGUUUAAAAGAUGUGAGUAAUUUAUACAGUCAAUCAUGAAGGUAAGGGGACAUUUUGGAAGUCUGAUUCUUGACAGUUACUAUAUCAGUAGAGCUCAGAUACCAUUCCAUGUACACUCAUUAAAUGUUUCAAAUGGAAUAGUUUUCAGAAACAAUAAUUUGAUAAAAGGGUCAAAUUUUUCAUGGUAAAAUAAGUUUCUUUUCCAGCUUAAGUGAAGAAGCAUUUAUCUCCCUGGCAAAGGCAUUUGACUACUUAAAGCUAAGAGUGUGUUUGAGUGGUUCCAUUCUCUCGUGCUUAGUUAAAACAUGUAAUAAUGGUGCAUUUAAAUCAGUACUUAUGUAAGCAAAAUAUUUUCCACUAUUUUCUUCAGAAAGGAGAAUGUCUAAUGUGAAUUUCUUCUACUACGAGUUACUGUGCAACUCCUUCAAACUUUUUAAAUGAACUUUGUUAUACAUUUGUGGCUAAUAAUUUAAAUAAUACACAUGGAUGCCCUCAGAAAUGCUCAACAAACUCUUCAGAUGAAGGUAUGAUCUUUCUGAAAUAAUACUGGAGCUUGUUUUAAACGAAAACACUGUUAUAACAUUGAAAAAUAGUUACCUUUUUUAAAUUUGUGGCUAAUAAUUCAAAUAAUACACAUGGAUGCCCUCAGAAAUGCUCAACAAACUCUUCAGAUGAAGGUAUGAUCUUUCUGAAAUAAUACUGGAGCUUGUUUUAAAGGAAAACACUGUUAUAACAUUGAAAAAUAGUUACCUUUUUUAAAUUAAAUGAAGACUCAUUUUUGUCAUAGAAUAAAAAUAUGAUUUUUUUUCAUAGACAUAUUUGGCUAAAUAAUGUCCCAUGCAGGUCAUACUGAAAGCACUAAGCUCACUGAACCACUAUACUUUUGGAGUUUUAUUUCUAAUGCUGUUCCUUCACCUUAGAAAUAGCCUUUCCUUCAUAACUUGAUGGAUAUUAUAGCAAUAAUAAUAUUUUUUUCAGAACUGUUUUAUUGUCUGAAACAGGACACCACAUGCCUAAAUGUAGCAUUCUGUGAUAGUGUCAGCUGUACUGAACCAUUUUACUACAGGCACAUAAUGAAUCUUCCUGUGACAUCAGCAUGUCACCUUCUGAAUGGACUGUUUAUCUUCUCUGUAAUAAACAGAAAUAUAAAUGCUUCUUAUUCCUCAGGUUACCUUGUAGAAACAAAAUGACCACAAUAGGAAACUCCAACAGUGAAUGCCAGCUAGGGGGAAACAUUAAUUUUCAUUAGCAUUAAUUUAUGGCUCACUUAUCUUAAUCUAUUUAAUAGUACAAUUCUAGUGACUGUUUUCAAUCAGAGCUAUAGCUAGCCUAUUUGAUACUAUUGUACCGCUGACAGAGUACCUGUUUCAUAUCCCUACCUCAGAACUGAGGUGCAAAACAAAACUGAGUGCAUCUUAUGAUCUGUAGCAAGGAGCUGUGUGAUGUAGUCUAACACAGUUUCUGAUACAGCUUUGUAUGGAGCCCAAAACUUGUGCAAGGAAUUUUAGCAACUAUAACAAGGAGCCCUCCACUAAGUAUCAUUAAAGCAGCCAUGAUCACAAGCAUUUCUACUUAAAGGAUUUAUGGCUACCAAGCUACUACAGCUAUUCCUUCCCCAGGAAGAGGUUAGGAAUCUGUGACAGUCUGUACCUUGUCUAAAGUGCUGAUCAAGCCCACUAACUGUUUGCACUGGGGCAGCUGCCCCUCUCACUGUACCCUUGCUACAGGUCUGUUUACUAAGAUGAAAGGUUUAUAACCAUCAUUCUUAUUUAACAGACUUUGCCUUUUUGCUGUAUUAGUAGACUUGUUAUGCACUUGCGCUGUUUCAUCAUUCUGUGUUUUAUGACUAUUUUAUCCACAAGAAUUAAAUCCUAAAUGGUGUAGUUUAUUUCACAAAUAUAUAAUCCGGCAUUAACCUAAAAGUCAGCUUUUGGUGUUAUUCAGGUGAACAGAGAAAAGUACAAUUAUUUUUAGUUCAGUAGCUGCCAAACAGUUUACAUAAUAAUGUAUCACAACUGCUGCAAGUAAGUGUUCAGCUUUCUAUCCCUUUGAACCAUGCUUUGAGCUGCAACUUUUGUGACCAGAGUGAAAUGCUAGCAGGCAACUGACCAAUAUAAAUUAAUUCUGUAAAGUUGUAAAUUCAAGCUGUGACAUGGUGCAGAGGUGUGGCUAAGUGUUUUUUCUACCAGAAAUAUACUGCUUUGAUAAUUGGGGGUAUACAGAUUUGGCAUAUAACAUGUGUGGUCAGAGAUAAUCCUGUCCCACGUAUAACCCCAAUCCAGCACAACUCUGAUUUUAUAGAAAAUAAGAUUACCUGGGCUGCAAGUUUUAUUUGCAAAUGCAUUCUUAUGGUAAUGCCAUAGCUUAUAACAGUUCUACACACAAGAUCAUAUAUUACAAUGGAUGCUAGGCUCACUUGUUAGUUGGACAAGCAUAUAAUUGUUCAACAUUUGAAUAAAUGUGAUUUUUUUUUAAAUGUAGGCUUUAAAACAAAUCCGAAAUUCUCAGUAUUUAACCUAAAUUUUAUAAACAGGAUACAAGUUAUGUAAAGUAUUUUUUAGUUAUUCAAGAUAUUUAAAUAAAAGCAAAGAAAUAUGCUGACAGAAGCUUGCAGUUUGCUGGAAAGCAAAACAUUCAGGAAAACAAAAUGUGCAACAUCAGAUUUAGACAAAGUUUAAACUGAAAAAUACAGCUCUUGUUUUUAAUUAUUUCUUUGUGUUUUGGUCAACAUUCUCUGCACAGAAAAUGUCUUCAGAGAUUAGCAAUUUGACUUUGUAAAUACAAUGAUAUUCUAAUAAAUGGUCUUAUUUGUAGGACUGCUUUAACAUUACCAUAACUGAUGUUAGAAUGGCAUUUGCAAAUAAAAUUUGCAGACUAGUUAAUCUUAGUCUGGCAGUUGGUUUAGAGGAUUAAGGAGCUGCUAAUCUGUUUCCCGUGGUUCAGUGAUACAAGGUUUGAUUCCCUCAGCAUCCAUUGCCUAACUCUAAGCAAGUCAAGACAACAUUCCUGGGCUGAGUGUGAAAAUGGUCCAUAGACAUCAGUGGUCUACCCUGGAAAACAAAUGCAAAUUAAAUAAAAUAAAUAAUAAAUAUUUGGGGCUUUUGACCACUGAAUUAGGUAUAAUGUGAUUGUGGAAAUUUCUUUAUAGCAAAGCUUCUGUGUGGAAUUCUGACUUUUCUAUACCAUUUUAAUUACUCUGGUGCAGUUAAAUAGGAUCUGUUUUGAAAAACUUACUUUAUUAUCUAAUGAUAGGAGCCCUUUAAAGAGCCAGCAAUUAGCAAUCAUUUCAAGUGUUCUUAUGUAAGCUUAAUUUUAGACAGACUACCAGAACCAGAUGCUGUUCUGCAUAGCAUUUCCUCACUGAGAGUGAAUGGUAUAAUAUUAAACUGUGCUUGAUGAAGACCAUGAAGAAGACUUCUUCUGUCAGUGCGGAAUUCUGCCCAAGUCUGCAGAAAUGACAGGAAUAAGUAAUGAUAGAGAGCAUAGAUGUGGAAGUCGUGGUGAUACAGCAGUAGCGUUGUUGCCUCAUGGCAAGAGGUUCUCCUGUUCAAUUCACGGCUAGAGCACCUUCUGUGUGGAGUCUGUAUGUCCUCCCUGCAGUCGAGUGGCCUCCAAAA
This is a messenger RNA of Protopterus annectens (West African lungfish), 8909 nucleotides long. It is a transcript of the gene EGFR, whose product is annotated as epidermal growth factor receptor. NCBI's taxonomy places the organism in Eukaryota, Metazoa, Chordata, Ceratodontiformes, Protopteridae. The transcript has 28 exons. Bases 344 to 3967 code for a protein of 1207 amino acids. The record is from RefSeq and is a predicted model, not a curated record. Gene Ontology annotation, molecular function: ATP binding; epidermal growth factor binding; epidermal growth factor receptor activity. Gene Ontology annotation, cellular component: signaling receptor complex; basal plasma membrane. Gene Ontology annotation, biological process: protein phosphorylation; negative regulation of apoptotic process; positive regulation of epithelial cell proliferation.